This is a messenger RNA of Closterium sp. Naga37s-1, 1548 nucleotides long. The record is from the annotation of a GenBank genome assembly. NCBI's taxonomy places the organism in Eukaryota, Viridiplantae, Streptophyta, Zygnematophyceae, Desmidiales, Closteriaceae.
AUGGCCAAAAGGUUUGACCUAGAUGGCAAGGAGAUCGCACCCAUUAGAAUGUGUAUCAUUGGAGCAGCUGGUUUCAUCGGAUCGCACCUAUGCGAGGCUUUGAUGUGGGAGACCAAUCAUAUAGUGGUGGCAGUCGAUAUGUACAAUGACAAGAUCGAGCACCUGCUGGGUGAUUCUCAUCCAUGGAGCGGCCGUAUGGAGUUUCACCAGUUUAACAUCAGCAAUGAUCCACGUCUUGAAGGCAUUAUCAAGUCAUGUGACUUGACGGUUAAUUUGGCUGCCAUCUGUACUCCAGCGGAUUACAACACAAGGCCGCUGGAUACUAUCUACAGCAACUUCGUCGAUGCUCUCCCCGUGGCCAAGUUCUGCUCAGAUUUCAAAAGAAGACUGAUUCAUUUCUCCACCUGUGAGGUCUAUGGCAAGACCGUUGGAGCCUUUUUGCCUCCUGAUAGCAAUAUGCGCAACGAUCCCCAGUAUUAUGUGCUGAAAGAAGACGAAACGCCUUGCAUUUUCGGGCCUGUGCAAAAGCAACGGUGGUCAUACGCUUGUGCAAAGCAGCUCAUUGAAAGGGUCAUCUAUGCUGAGGGGGCUGAAAAUGAUCUCAAAUUCACCAUCGUCCGCCCGUUCAACUGGAUUGGUCCGCGUAUGGAUUUUAUCCCUGGAAUUGAUGGCCCCAAGGAUGGCGUGCCUCGCGUUCUUGCUUGCUUCAGCAAUCAACUUCUGCGCGGAGAACCAUUGAAGUUGGUUGACGGUGGCAAGUCACAACGGACCUUUGUGUACAUCAAGGAUGCAAUCCGCGCCGUGAUGCUUAUGAUUGAGAACCCAGAGCGAGCAAACGGGCACAUAUUUAAUGUCGGUAACCCCAAGAACGAGGCUAAUGUUCGUGAACUGGCCACGAUUAUGACACGGAUCUAUUGCAAAGUGAGCAAGCAAGCAGAGCCUGCAACACCCACAGUCGAUGUUACAUCAAGUGACUUCUAUGGAAAGGGUUAUGACGAUAGUGACCGCCGAAUUCCAGACAUGACGCUUAUUCAGCAGCAGCUGGGUUGGGAGCCAGAGACUUCCUUGGAAGAGUUGUUGGAUGCCAACAUGGCCAACAGAAAAGCGUCACUAGGGGGGCAUCUACAGCCGAUGCUGAAGGACUUCCAUCACAUGCGCAUGCGCGUGCUCAUUCCCACGUAUCCUUGCCCGUAUGAGGAGAGGGUGGGGGCGUGGGGCGUGGGAGGGAAGUGGGUGUGUUUGAUUCCAACAGCCGUUCAACCCAAGCCCGUUGUCUACAGUGUGGGCAGUGACGAGGAGUACUCUUUUGAAGAGUCCAUGUUCCGCCAUUACCGCUCCCAACCGUACACGCUCGACCCCUUCCUCUCCUCACAAGCCCAGGCGCGCAUGCAGCUGCUGCGUUUCCUUCACUUCCACUCGCUGGGGCUGGCUGGAAAGGCCUCCUUAGGGGAUUAUCAGAAGUGGAACCACAAUGUCACGUUCCGCACGCUGCCUGAACUGAUGCAGGUAGCUGAGAGGGAGGGAUGUGAGGAGGAGGGCGAUGUUUGA